Messenger RNA from Manis pentadactyla (Chinese pangolin), 1610 nucleotides. RefSeq names its product complement C5a receptor 1 (gene C5AR1). Gene Ontology annotation, biological process: chemotaxis; positive regulation of cytosolic calcium ion concentration; phospholipase C-activating G protein-coupled receptor signaling pathway. The record is from RefSeq and is a predicted model, not a curated record. The coding region runs from base 163 to 1218 and encodes 351 amino acids. The transcript is spliced from 2 exons. Gene Ontology annotation, cellular component: plasma membrane. NCBI's taxonomy places the organism in Eukaryota, Metazoa, Chordata, Mammalia, Pholidota, Manidae. Gene Ontology annotation, molecular function: complement component C5a receptor activity; G protein-coupled receptor activity.
GCCCCAGCCGGGGUGCCCAGUGGGCGGACCAAUGAGAGCCUCAGAGGGGAGAGCCGGGUCAUUUCCUCCGCGGCUAUCUGUACCCUCCCUUCGGGCCUUAAAAACCACAAGCUCGUGGGCAGAAGAGAACUUUGGUCAGCGGGGAGCUCCAGACGCCUGAAUAUGGACUCCAUGGACAGUAGCACCUUUGAGUACAAUUAUGACUCGGAGACCAUGGACCCCAGCAUGACAGUGGAUGGCUUUCCCAAGGUCUCCAAGCUGCACCCUCCAGAAGUGAUUGCCCUGAUACUCUAUGCAGCUGUCUUCCUGGUGGGAGUGCCAGGCAACGCAUUGGUGGUCUGCGUGACUGGGUCUGAGGCCAGACGAACCAUCAAUGCCAUCUGGUUUCUUAACCUGGCGGUGGCUGACCUCCUCUCUUGCCUGGCGUUGCCCAUGAUGUUCACGUCCGUUGUUAUGCACAACCACUGGCCCUUUGGCAACGCUGCCUGCCGCAUCCUGCCCUCUCUCAUCCUGCUCAAUAUGUACGCCAGCAUCUUGCUCCUGGCCACCAUCAGCGCCGACCGCUUUAUGCUGGUGUUUAAUCCCAUCUGGUGCCAGAACUACCGAGCGGCUGGCUUGGCCUGGACGGCGUGUGGUGUGGCCUGGGGCUUGGCCCUGUUGCUGACCGUACCCUCCUUAGUGUUCCGUGUGGUGCACCAACAGUCCUUUCCAUCCAAGUCAAUAUGCGGCGUUGACUAUGGUUCAAAGAAUUCACAGAUAGAGAACACUGUGGCCAGCCUCCGGCUCGUUGUGGGCUUCCUGCUGCCGCUGGUCACGCUUACAGUCUGCUACACCUUCCUUCUGAUCCGAGCCUGGAGCCGCAGCGCCACACGCUCCACCAAGACACUCAAGGUGGUUGUGGCCGUCGUGGCCAGCUUCUUUGUCUUGUGGCUGCCCUAUCAGGUGACAGGGAUGAUAAUGGCCUUGGUCUCCAAGAACUCGGAAAGUUUUAAAGUCCUGUUUGCUUGGGACCCCCUUUGUGUCGCCAUUGCUUACAUCAACUGCUGCAUCAACCCCAUCAUCUACGUGGUCGCUGCCCAGAGCUUCCAAAUCCGGUUCCUCAAGUCCCUUCCCUCCAAGAUCCGGAACUUGUUGACCGAAGAGACCACGAGCAGAGACAGCAAGUCCUACACACUCUCCACGGCGGACACCCAAGCCCAGAAGAGCCAGGUGGUAUAAGGAGGACCUUCCAGGCCAUUGUCUGCCCAGAGCUCCACCUUCCUUCCCAUCCAUUCUCUUUCUGCUUAUUUUAAUCCAGCCCUUGGUUUAGGUGGUGGUGUCCCGGGGACCUCUGCUCCACACCGUCCACCAUUCCCGGACUUGUUCUGCAUCUUCGAGGGGAACUCUUCUCAUUUCCAAGACUAACGCUCCCUUCUAGGGACACCCAACCUUUCCUUCCAUCCAAGUACUUUGGAAAACAAACAGAAACCAACAUACUCCCAUACUGCACUCGUUUGUGCUUGAAGAGAGUGUGACUAGAGGACAUCAGAUACGGAAGAUCUGUAGAAACCAGUAGAAACAUCCUAACCUUUAAAGAAUAGCUAUCUAUUUAUUUUUAUGGAGAGCUGGGG